This is a messenger RNA of Calliphora vicina (urban bluebottle blowfly), 5603 nucleotides long. RefSeq lists its product as uncharacterized. Bases 1 to 5445 code for a protein of 1814 amino acids. Gene Ontology annotation, biological process: microtubule cytoskeleton organization. Gene Ontology annotation, molecular function: microtubule binding. The record is from RefSeq and is a predicted model, not a curated record. Gene Ontology annotation, cellular component: cytoplasmic microtubule; cilium. Lineage: Eukaryota; Metazoa; Arthropoda; Insecta; Diptera; Calliphoridae. The transcript is spliced from 9 exons.
AUGCGAAAUUCAGCUGGUCUAGCUCCAACAAAUAGAGCUGCUACAACGUCCAGUACAGUAACUAACAUACAAUUGACACCAUUGUGGGAGCAUAUUUUAAGAACAAGGAAAUUGCCCGAGACUACUUGUCCACGUAUAAUGUUUGCUGAGUUCCUAGAACGUUUAAAAGAUCCCGAAUGGCAAGUGCGACAACAUGCCCUUAGGGUAUUUGUAGAUGUAUUGGUGGUAAUGAAAUCAAGAGCGGAUACUUACAUGGAACCGCUAAUUGGUCAGUUGGUAGAGAAUCUGGGACAUCAGGCUCCCACCGUUCGCAAAGGUGCUUUAGAUUGUUUAAGGGUGUAUUUGGCUGAAACAGCCAUGCCCGAAACAAUAAUGUUGCAAAUUCUAGAUAUUGGUCUCAAUCAAAAAAUUACCAAUGAACCUUUUGGUGGCCGAUUGACCUGUGGCGUUAUGCUGUCUUUACCAGCCUUAGUUCAGUCAACUCUGCACACUGCUAAAAGUCAUUUCAUUUUAAGAACCACCAUUGAUAUGUUGGUACAGAAAAUGGGACAGGUGACGCACCAGGAAAUUACACUUAAAGUUUUGCGUAAAAUGCGUGAACUUAUAGGUGAAGGCGAGUUUAUGAAGUACAUGUCACAUGGAGCUUACAGAGAAUUUGAUUUGUUGUGUAAUGUUUAUGGUUUGUCUCAGCAGGAAGAGGGUUUAAUACAACCCACUCAUGCCAAUUUUAUUUCUUCCGAAUCCAAUACCAAUACAUGGCGCUUAAUGGCUGCUAAUAAGCCUUCUAAACUAGCCAAUUGCUGGCGUUCUUCUGAGGAGGAAGAUGUCAGAUUGGAAGAGCAGUGUGUUAAUGAAACAGUCCUUGCUUGUCCAGCCAAGGUUAUAAUGGAAACUGAAAUUAAAUUUAAUGACGAUACUUUGACAAUGCGUAUUUUAGAGGCAAAAGAUGAUGACGUUUGUAUUGUAGAGCCGGAAAUGUGCCAUAAAUCAUUAGCUGAAACCUGUCCCAACAGUUUAGAAGAUGAGGUAAUUUGUGGUCGUCUAGCAAGUGCUAAAAGUUUACGUGAGUCUUCAUCGUCAUUAGUAAAACUGUUAAGUGAUUCGGAUGAUAUGGAAGAGGAAAAACCAAAACAAGAAUAUUACACCACCAUUAUAACACCAUCAACGCCCUCACGUACCCCAAAACGAGUAACAUUUGGUGGGGAAGUAGUGAAAAUGCGCACGCCUGAUAGUGAUGCAAAUUCAACAACCAAUAACAAUCAUCAGCAACAACAGAAAUCGCAAAAUCUUCAGCAGUUAUUUCAAAACCAAUCUAACAACAAUGAUGCUGUGUCAGGUCAUGAUAGUGAUGACAAUCAACCAACAUUUAUACUACAGUCUCCACCCACAACUGUUGACUCCAGUAAAACCUCGGUUCUAACGCUUGAUAUACCAAACGAUAAUACUAAACCUUUAACACGUCCAAAAUCUGAUGCAACUUUAAAGCCAUCAGGAUCAACCUCAAAAACCCCUUCCCCAGCCGUAUCUUCCCAAACCACUUCUCCCAAGUCUCCGGGAAAAUCUCCAAAGGAUUCCCCCAAAUCUCCGUUUAAACGUUUGAGUAUUAGUCCAGUGGAUAACAUUAUUAGUCCACGUACGGCUCAUAAAGAAAUCGAGGUUUUGCAUAAUUUACAGAGAGAUCCUUCACCAAAUCGAGCAUUAACUGCCAGGAGAGCUAGUUUGAAAACCGAAGAGUUAAAUACACCUUCACCGGCUGGAAAUCAACCAUUAUGGAUGGAAAAUCAGGAGAAAAAGUUACAUGCUCAACAAAGUCCAGUUCAACCUCCACCUCCACGCUCGUGGGAGGAAUUAGGUAUUGUUGAUGAUGAUACAAUAAUGGAUUUACGGUCGGGGAAUUGGCGCCAUCGUUUACAAGGAGUUUUACAAUUAGAGCAGGCCUUAAGAUCAUCAGAAAAUCUGGCCAGUGUACAGCCCUGUUUGGAUUCCCUAUUGCGCACUCUACUAUCGUCAGAAUGCAAAACAGAGGUGGCUGAGGAAAAACGAAAACUAUUAAUUAAUUUGAUAACGCGCUUGCCUUUAGACAACCUAGAGGACCGUACCAUACAAAUUAUGAGUGGGCUGUGUCGUCAGGGUGGUGCGGGUGCAAAUCGGGUGUGUAAGGCUUUAAUGCAAAGAUUGCCACCGGCUGCUAUUAUUUUAAAGUUAAUAUCACAGGAAUUUUUACAUGCCAAAAGCUCAAGGUUUCGUGAACAUGCAUUACAAAUGGUCAUAUUCGCACUCAUGACCUUUCCCAGUACAUGCUUUGAUACGGAGACUUGUGUCAGAAAUGCAACAUAUGCCGCAUUGAAUCGUAAACGGCGCGUACGUCAAGCUGCCUUAGAUGUAUUGGCUGUGCUGGGUCAAAUUGCCAGUGUCCGAGAAGUAUUGGAUGUUGUGCAACAAAUUGCUAAUUCACGUGAUGAUGGUGGUACAUUGGUGGCGGCAGUUAAAACACGUCUGUCACGCAAACAACUGCCACUUGUAAGCACUGAGGGAGCAGUGCAAUAUUCUUUGCAUGUGCCACCCUCACAAUUAACUGGCAGCACACACGAUAAGGAGCUGAAACUUAAAAAUGAGAGCAGCAAUAACAACAUUAAUAACAAUAAUAGCAGCAGUAAUACCAAUGAGGAUUUCGACCAAACCACAGAAGGAAAUGGUCAACAAGGCCCGGAUAUAGAUUGGAUUACGGCUGGUAUUGGUUCAGUUUCUCCCAAUUCUCUCAAGCGUAGAGCUCAUAGGAAUCGUAUAUCAGCUAAGCAAAGUUUUACUUGUUUGAAUACCCAGGGGAGUUCCACAUCCGAUGAUCCGGUUUUUAAACCUCAAUAUCGCAAUCCUACCGAUUUAUUAAGUCACAUCAAAACGUAUGAAAAUGAAGACAAUCAUCAAAAUAAUUAUAAUUUUCAUCAUGUCUUUGCCUCAAAUCCUUAUAAUUAUGGCUUAUCAACAAAAAAAUCAAAUGCUGAGUAUCCAUACUAUACAACACGACGUUUGGUGGCAAACUCAUGCUCAGAUUCUUCCGUUGACGGAAGAAGUUCUGAUAGCAAUUAUACCAGCAGUGGUGGCAGUGCAGUUAGUAACGAAGUGCCAGGUAAAGGUGGCGGUGGUGGAGGUGGUAGCUGUGGAGAUGGUAUAAGUGGUCGGUUUACUCGUCAAGCAGUUAAUUCAAGGUUUCCCACUAUGGAUAUGAAUACAACAUAUCGUGUACAUAAACCACCCACGUAUUAUCCUGGAAUGGGUGCCUAUGCCCAUUUACAGCAGCAGCAGUACAAUAUGAAUUCCACUUAUCCGAAAGUCAAUUAUUCUCUGACGUCACAACAAUAUCAUCAUCCUCAAUUGGCCAAUAGAAGAAAGUCUCAUAAUCACUAUUCCAUACAACACCAUCAACAACAGCAACAACAAUCCCCACCCUAUUACUACAUUAACAACAACACAAAUCGGGCCCAACAUUUUAAUCAUCACAAUACCAGUUCGAUAACAAAUACUACCCAUAAAAGCAAUUGUGGAAAUCAAGAGAAUUUCAAAAUGUCGGAAAAUCUUCAACAUAAAGAUUUAAACAAUUGUGACGAUAAUCUAGAUGGUACUUAUACAAUUUCCCCCGGUGGCACAAAACUCUCUAGUCAACAAAUGGCUGCAACAAAUGGUCGUCGUUUUGUUAAUGUUGAUAAAAUUCUAAUGCAAAGUAACAAAUCUUCCCAGACGUCCAUUGAAAACGUAAAGGAGCCAGAACAAACGGAAAUUGAAGGAAAGUCAGAAGAUCUAGAGAGGCAAUCAAAUAAAACACCAACACCUUCAGUGAAAUCGACAUCAUAUUCACAAAAAUCGACAGCAUCUGCCCAAUCCAGUAAUGGCAGUAGAAGCCUAAAAGAAGACUCUCCAGAGAAGACUAUGGCUAAAGCUGAUGAUGAAAUAAAAUCGGUUAAAGAAAGUAAUGAUAUGGUCUCAACACCGCUAACAACCGUUGAAGGCACAUUAACUGAAGCAGCAGAAAUGACAGAAGUAACAAGUGAAUCGCCUACUAAGUGGAUAACAGGUGAAGAAGUUUUACAAGUGGAAGAUGUGGUGGAUAGCGUUAGUCUCAAUGCCGAAGAAGAAAUUGAGGAAAAAGAGGAGCAACUGGAACGUAAUGGCAGUUUAGUUAGUUUGCAGAGUAAGAGCGAAAGUAUAAAAACACAAUUAGAGGAUACACCUCCAGUACUAUCGAGGACUCAAUCUGCAAAAUCUCUAGUUAUUGAAGAUGAUAUAGAAGAUAAUAGCAGUUUUGUUGUGGUCGAAGAUGUAGAUGAAGUGGAAAAUGUAGUAAAUAUAGAAAACGUAAAAAAUAUUAUUGAAGAUAGCAAAGCACAGGGUGAUGCACCCCAGUGUUGUUCUAAACCAAAUUCUGCUAAAUCGCGAACAGCUAUUAGUAGGCCCCAAUCGCCUACUAUAGAGGAAAUCAAAGCUUUAUCGCGCAGAAAUUCCAUGGUAAAAUCAAUGGAGUUACUUUAUGAAAGGCCUGCAUCGAAACAUGACUACAUAGAUAAUACCACCGAAACUAGUUCUCAGUCCAGUGCUCAAUUAAACAGUAGUACCGGUUCUUCUUCGAUACCCUUGAAAGUGCUACAUACACCGUUAAAACAAAAAUCCAAAACUACGCAUUUUCUUAAAAGUCAUCGAAGAGUUUCUCCCGUUAAGCAAUCAAUCAAAAUGGUACAAGCUGAACUGUAUCCGGCCACCUUGCAGCGAUUUGAGAAACCGCGUGAGGCCAUAAUGAAGACAUUCGAUCAACUAGACUCCUCAAAUUGGGAGGUGGCCAUGGUAGGUCUCAAGAAUAUGGUGAGACUAAUGAGAUAUCAUCCGGAAAAUUUGGAUUCACAAAUGCAUAUGAUAUGCAUACAAUUGACCAAAUCCGUAAGAAAUCUAAGAUCUCAAGUAUCAAGAGCAGCCUGCACAGCGGCCACAGAACUAUUUACUUUAAAAUCGCGCUAUUUGGAACAAGAAUGUGACGAUUUGGUUUGUGCUCUCUUACAUCGCACUGCCGACACGAAUCGUUUUAUACGUGCUGACGCCAUGCGGGCUCUCGAAUCGAUGUGUGAUAAUCUAACGCCGGCGAAAAUUUUAAACAUUUUAACUAACAAAGGAGCUCAACAUCCAAAUGCUUUGGUACGCACAACUGCCGCAAAACUAUUAAAUCGUUUGGUGGAACGCUUAAGUUCCGAUAAAAUCUACACCAUGCCAAGAGACCAGCGUGAUAAGUUCUUUGUGACUGGUGCUAAUCUUUUGCUCGAAGGCAGCCUAGAAACGCGCAGCUAUGCCAAGUCAUUAUUCAAAUUACUCUCCGGUCAUCCCAGUUAUCCGCGUCUAUUACUUGAGGUUAUUCCAGCACGUACAUAUCGCAAUAUUGAAAAAACUCUCAAGAGUAUACGUUAAAUUUUUAGUUCAAAUUAUUAGUGUGUACGGUUAUUUAUUAAAUUAUAGGAUUAUAUAUGUAUAUGUAUUAAUAUCUUGUGGUAUUGUAAAUAAAAACGUAAUUGUUACUUUUCUUAAAUAAAAAAAAAAACCGAAAAGUUCAUAGAACACAUAAAUAU